This is a messenger RNA of Gopherus flavomarginatus (Mexican gopher tortoise), 603 nucleotides long. Its product is annotated as guanylyl cyclase inhibitory protein-like. NCBI's taxonomy places the organism in Eukaryota, Metazoa, Chordata, Testudines, Testudinidae. The record is from RefSeq and is a predicted model, not a curated record.
AUGAACACAUUUACUUAUAGUUUACUUCUUUAUUCCCCCUCCUCCAAAUUUGUCAAUGAACACCCUAAUGGAUGGAUAACACUCCACGAGUUCAGAAAUAACCCACAUUUUUGUGGGUAUACAGUUGGAAUAUCCUCAGAAUAUACUGAUUUGUAUUUUGGACAAAUUGCUGAUAUAGGGAUGAAAGAUGAUUUUGUACUUGAGGUGGGUAGCCUGCGUUAUCUUCCUGUGAGAAGGAUUGGAAUCCCAGAAGAGAAGCAAAAAUGCUCCUUCAAGCUGCGAGACAAAAAUGGGGCUAUCACUCUGCUGGAAAUGGAAAUUAUGAAGGGCUGUAUAGGAGAGCUACUGAUUUCCCACAGUAAAACAAAUUUUAUUAACAACUGUUCUGUGCAGGCUGUGGACAAAAUGAGUUUAGCAGCCUGUUUUACAGAGUUAGACCUGCUGACAGCAGAACGACGCACCAAUGGGAUAUAUAUCAUACUGGACAAAGACACUCUGAUCAGCCUCUAGGAAUUUAUUGAGGGCCCUCUAGAGGACAACUGGAUCAGAGAAAGGCUGGAAUGUGAUCCAAAUACAGCUGAGAUCCAAAGACCUCAGAGCUGA